Molecule: messenger RNA, 1497 nt
Organism: Dreissena polymorpha
Lineage: Eukaryota; Metazoa; Mollusca; Bivalvia; Myida; Dreissenidae
Product: short-chain specific acyl-CoA dehydrogenase, mitochondrial-like
Exons: 12
Coding region: 29-1282 (417 amino acids)
Biological process (GO): fatty acid beta-oxidation using acyl-CoA dehydrogenase; butyrate catabolic process
Cellular component (GO): mitochondrion
Molecular function (GO): flavin adenine dinucleotide binding
Source: RefSeq, a predicted model, not a curated record
UAUUAUAUUUCGUCUUAUUGGUAUAAACAUGGCUUCCGCUAGAAAACUGACAAGAACUGUCACGAAGAUAUUUACUGUUUCCUCGACAAGAACUGUUGGAUGGCAGAAUUCUCGCUGCAUUUCAAAUGGAUGGCCCAUUUUGUCAGAGACCCACCAAAUGCUACGACAAACAUGCAGAGACUUUGCAGAUAAGGAACUUAAACCCAUCGCUAGCAAGAUUGAUAUGGACAGCACAUUUCCAAAGAAACAGGUGAAGAUGCUAGGUGAGCUGGGUCUGCUGGCUAUUGAUGUGGGGGAGGAGGAUGGGGGGACAGGUUUGGAUUACCUGGCCUAUGCCAUAGCCAUGGAAGAGAUCAGCAGAGGUUGUGCAACAACAGGCGUCAUCAUGAGUGUCAACAAUUCACUUUAUCUUGGUCCAAUCAAAGCAUAUGCUACACCUGCACAAAAGGAGACAUUUUUGAGACCAUUCGUCAACGGAGACAGGGUUGGCUGCUUUGCCCUCAGUGAACCAGGCAAUGGAAGUGAUGCUGGUGCUGCAUCAACCACUGCACGUCGUCAUGGAGACCAGUGGGUUCUCAAUGGAACCAAGUCCUGGAUCACCAAUGGCUACGAGGCAGAGGCCACUGUAGUGUUUGCCACAACUGACAAAAGUAAAAAACACAAGGGAAUCAGUGCCUUCAUCGUUCCUAAGCCCACAGCAGGUCUCUCCCUGGGAAAGAAGGAAGACAAGCUGGGCAUAAGGGCCUCCUCCACAUGUAACCUCAUAUUUGAAGACUGUAGAAUACCAAAGGAAAACAUGCUGGGCGAGGAAGGCUUUGGUUUUAAAAUUGCAAUGCAAACUCUUGAUGCAGGUAGAAUUGGUAUUGCAUCACAGGCUCUUGGUAUAGCACAGGCAGCCUUUGAAUGUGCAAUUGAGUAUGCCCAGAAACGGGAGGCCUUUGGAAACCCCAUCUCAAAACUACAGAUGAUACAGAGUAAACUGGCGGACAUGGAAGUGCAGAUAGAGAGCGCAAGACUGCUAACAUGGAAGGCUGCCAUGCUGAAAGAUGCCAAGAAACCGUUUACAAAGGAAGCAGCCAUGGCUAAGUUGGCAGCAUCUGAGGCAGCCACCCAAGUUGCUCACCAGGCCAUCCAAGUGCUUGGAGGCAUGGGUUACGUGCGGGACAUGCCAGCAGAACGCCACUACAGGGACGCAAGGAUCACAGAAAUAUACGAGGGAACAAGUGAAAUACAGAGACUCGUGAUAGCUGGUCAGCUGCUAAAAGAAUAUCAGGCCUCAUAGCCAGUGGUGUUGUGACCUUCUUUGUGAUAGCUAUAUGUAACAAAAUUUAAUGUCUUAAUGCAAAAGUGUAGUUAUGAGAGCUGUUAUUAGUUGAAAGUGGGUGAUAAUUGUGUGGCAAGAUGAUGCAGGUUGUUAUUGAAAUUUUUUACAACAUGACAGACAUAUGUGUUUACGGUAUGUGUGAUCUGUUAUGGUAAUUAAAUGUACAUCUGUUA